UGUAAUGAACACAACACAUGCCCUAACCCUCCAAUUUCAUCACUCUUGUAUAAAUUUCACUAUUCAUCUUCCAACAAACAAAUCCGCCAUUUUUCUAUCCUCCAUAACAACUCUCACAUUCGCCUAAAAACUGAACGUUUUCUCUGAUUAUGAGUUUUCACGAUUGAGAUCUGACCUGAGAUGUGGAAAUCGCGCCGGAAAUCUAGCCGUGAAACUGAUAGCAUUAACGGUUUGUUCCGUAGAUCUGCGUCGAAACACAACUUUGUUCGUUCAUCGCUUAAAGAUGUGGAGAAUCUAUUCGCGAAUGAUGAAGAUGAUAGUUAUGGAUUCAACGAAACCCUAGCUAAACCGUCUCCGUGCUCCACCGCCACCACCGCCGCUAGAAGACUGUCGAUCUUCCACCGCGUUCACCUCGCUAACAAAUUCGCUCGUGCCUUCUCCGUUAAUCAAAUCUCGUCGCCGGAGAAAUCUCCACCGGAAUCGAAAAAUGACGACGCGACGGAGAAAUCGGCGAAAUCUGACCGUUUGAUUUCGAUUCCGGUUAAAUCUUCACCGGAAUCGAACAAUGACGUAGCGGCGGAGACUAAAUCUGACCAUGUUGUGUCGCUACCGGCGAAAUACUUACCGGAAUCGAAUAAUGCCACGGCGGAGGAUAAAUUUAUAAUUUCGAUUCAGGCGAAAUCUUCACCGGAAUCGAACAACGUCACGGCGGAGGAUAAAUCGGCAAUAUCUGACUGUGCGGUUACAAUUCUAUCGAAAUCUCCACCAGAAUCUAACAAGGUCACGGCAGAGGGGAACUUAACAAAACCUAACCGUCUGAUUUCAAUUCCGGGAGCUGAAAAGCGAGUGGUAGUAUACACAACAAGCCUCCGUGUGGUCCGGCCGACGUUCGAAGCUUGCCGCACCGUCCAAUCGAUCCUACGAGGCUUCCGUGUAUCAAUCGACGAACGCGAUUUAUCAAUGGACUCAAGAUUCCUCAACGAGUUACGAAACCUAAUGGCAGAGGACGACGAGUUGAAGAGUGAAAAGACGAAACUAACCUUACCUACAGUUUUCAUCGGCGGUAGGUACAUCGGCGGAGCAGAAGAGGUGAGGCAGCUGCACGAAACUGGUGAGUUGAAGAAGAUUAUUGAUGGUUUGCUGGCGGUUAGCUCCGCCGUGUGCGGUGGUUGCGGCGGUUUUGGAUUUAUCCUGUGUGACGAGUGCAGGGGAAGCCAUAAGUGUUACUCGGAGAAAGGUGGCUUUAGGAGUUGUACGUUGUGCAAUGAGAAUGGUUUAGUUAGGUGUACUUGUUUUGACCGUUAGAUGAAGAAGAUAUAGAUAUAAUCUAAUGAUAGUCAGAUGGUUUAUUUUCAUUAUGACCAUUUAAAAGAGCUUUUUAGGGCAUUUGCAUUAUUUUACAUUUUUUAAAAACA
Helianthus annuus (common sunflower) is the source of this 1415-nucleotide messenger RNA. Its product is annotated as glutaredoxin domain-containing cysteine-rich protein 1-like. The record is from RefSeq and is a predicted model, not a curated record. Bases 181 to 1305 code for a protein of 374 amino acids. The transcript has a single exon. NCBI's taxonomy places the organism in Eukaryota, Viridiplantae, Streptophyta, Magnoliopsida, Asterales, Asteraceae.